Molecule: messenger RNA, 1615 nt
Organism: Gadus morhua (Atlantic cod)
Lineage: Eukaryota; Metazoa; Chordata; Actinopteri; Gadiformes; Gadidae
Gene: lnp1
Product: leukemia NUP98 fusion partner 1
Exons: 4
Coding region: 145-1071 (308 amino acids)
Source: RefSeq, a predicted model, not a curated record
UCCUCGCAUCACCCCUCCUCCCACUCUAUCUUUGUGUUCUCUGUCCCAGUCCAUUUUUACACAUCACUCGCUGAAUAGAUUAUUGGCGGGGAUUUACUUAUUUGAGGCUCACAUCAAAACAAAGGCACUGCAGUGUAUUUUCAGAUGCACUGGGAGACAGAGGGAGCAGGAGGUUAUCGAGGGAGAAGAGAACUCAUUCCCUCAAGUUACCCGCUGUCGUCUUUACGGUGGACUUUAGACUACAGAGCCUCAGACUCGCUGGGUCCAAUCCAUAACCGAAUCAGCAACACACGCUUCUUCCCACACACACACACACACACACACACACUCACACCUCCAUCGCUUGGGCGCUCCAAACAGUCCAUAGUGACCAUGUCUCUGAGGCUGCUGCCUGCCUUCGCCAUGGACAAUGACGAUGACGACGACGGGAACUUCACCAACUGGAUGAGCAGCUACUGGGGCCACGGAUCAGAGGGCCACGCCGCCAGGGAGAACAAGAGGAGCUUCAGGAAGACCUCCAGGUCCCAGACAGACCGGCGGGCCUCUCUACCCUGCGUGUCCCAGCUAGACGCCGUGAGGCUCUCUAGGCUCCACGCCGGUGCCUUAGGGGCCUCAGCCUCUGUCCACAGCAGCCGACCGGGCGGGGAGAACCGCGACGGGGCCCGGCCCCCCACCAGGGCCCGACGCGCCUCGUCCGACGAAAUCAGCCGCGCCCACGUGGUCAUCCCUGAGAGCCGAAUCCCCACCAUACCCACCAUCCCGGAGCUCACAGAGUCCUUCGACAAGAGAUUCUCUCUGGGGAAGAAGACCCAAGUCUCCCUGAACGAGUCGGACAGCGUGUGUCUGAUCUGUGCGGAGGAGCUUCGUAGCGGCCGAACUGGGGUACUGGAGGUCCACUGCAAGCAUCGCUUCCACAGGGAGGCAUCGCGGCACGGGCGCUUGCGCAGCAGCAGCAGCGCAGCGGCGGAAUGCGACGCUUGGAGGAGUGCGAAAGAGGAGUGCCGGAGGGCAUCCAAGGAGACGGACUGUCUCAUGCCCCACCGCCAGUUCUCACUGCGAAGACACCGCUGACCGGUCACGCCGAUGACAUCACACAUCGAUGACGUCUGACAGCGCUAGAGCUCGCUGGAACGUGACAGCGCAGUGGAAGAAAUAUUUGGGCAAUGCCCAAAUAUGGAGAUUCCUUUGGAACUUGUCGAGUUAUUGGAAACUGCCACACCUGGACAGAGCUAACAACAUUUUUUUGCCACAGUAAAUGUGACUAAUGAAAUGACCGUAGAAUUAUAGAAAUUCUCUCAAUGACAAGAGACAAAUAAAAUGAGGAAAAUACUGCAAGUGACAUCUCUGGUUUAAUUUGGUAUUUGAUUUUUUGGUUUGUUUUAUUAGCAAUAUAUAGGUAUAUAUAACAAUAGCUAGUAGGAAAUUCAUAUGUUACCAUGUUGUCCCAAUAUUACUCAAUAAAUGUCAAUAAAUACAGCGGGAUGUCGUACUUCGUUUGAGUUGCAGGUAUGUUGUUGUCCUUUUUGCUCAGUCUCAGCAUUAAAAACGAUAUGUUAAUGAUACAAUAUAUUUUGGUUUAUAGUGUUCUGUGUAUCAUUCAAAUCAACCAAUAAGC